This is a messenger RNA of Prosopis cineraria, 1783 nucleotides long. RefSeq names its product probable trehalose-phosphate phosphatase F. Gene Ontology annotation, molecular function: trehalose-phosphatase activity. Gene Ontology annotation, biological process: trehalose biosynthetic process. Bases 431 to 1633 code for a protein of 400 amino acids. NCBI's taxonomy places the organism in Eukaryota, Viridiplantae, Streptophyta, Magnoliopsida, Fabales, Fabaceae. The record is from RefSeq and is a predicted model, not a curated record. The transcript is spliced from 12 exons.
GUUCAUUCAUUUGUUUCUUUCCAGUUUCUGGGCAUAUGGCCUUUCCUUCCUCAUUUUCUAUCUUCUCUUCCACCUCCUUCCUUGUCCCUGACAUUAAUCUCUGAAUCAUCACUUUCUUCUCAGCUAGCUACUUACGUUCUUGCUUCAAAUUUGCAGGAUCAGAAAUCUCAACCCAUAUGCACAUCGAUCAGAGAUAGAACUUGGUUCUGAAUUUUCUGGGUUAGUGGAAGCUGUUCAACACUCUCCUUUGAAUGAAAUGCUAGGGAGGAUUUUUCAUAGAGAGGUUGAUGGACUUGUUACCCAGUAAUGGCAGUGAUAAGAUAACACUGAUGAAGCGUUGGUUAUUCAUAGACAAGAGAGUCGGAUAAACGAAAGAAAAAUAUAAUAAAUCAGAGAGUCCAAAGAAGGUGUGUGUGGUUCAUUAAUAAUAAUGGAUUUGAAGUCGUCUCAUGCUUCUCCUGUUCUCACUGAUCCUGUUCCGAUCAACAAGUCAAGACUAGGAAUGCAUUCUGGUGUCAUAAGUUACUCGCAGCAAGAUUCAUCAUCAUCAUCAUCACUCUCACUCUCUCCUGCUAAGUAUUCAAGAAACAGUUCCAGGAAAAGCUCAGGAAAUCUUGAUGAUGUUCGCUUCAAUGGUUGGCUCGACGCCAUGAAAGCCUCUUCACCUCCCAGGAAGAAGCAACCUAAGGGUGGCUUCAACUCUCACAACAUCGAUUCCGAGGAAGACCAUCGCUCCUGGCUGCUUGAUUAUCCAUCAGCACUGGAUUGUUUUGAGGAAAUGAUAGAGCAUGCAACGGACAAGAAGAUUGCAAUGUUCCUAGACUACGAUGGCACUCUUUCACCUAUAGUGGAUGAUCCAGAUUGUGCUUUCAUGUCUGAAGAUAUGCGAGCUGUUGUGAGGAGUGUGGCCAAGUGUUUUCCGACGGCAAUCAUCAGUGGAAGAAGCCGAGACAAGGUUUAUGAUUUAGUUAAACUAACGGAACUGUACUAUGCUGGUAGUCAUGGGAUGGACAUUAUUGGGCCUGCCUGUCACUCGCUGUCCAAUAAGCAUCCAGACUGUGUUAAGUCCACUGACCAACAGGGAAAGGAGAUAACUCUGUUUCAACCUGCGAGAGAAUUCCUGCCUAUGAUUAACGAGGUUUUUAAAAGGCUGGUCGAGAUUACUAAAGAUAUAGAGGGUGCGAAAGUUGAGAACCACAAGUUUUGCGUUUCUGUACAUUAUCGUAAUGUAGAAGAAAAGAAUUGGACAGCUAUUGGACAACUUGUGCAUGACAUGUUAAAAGAUUACCCUCUUUUACGCUCAACACAUGGACGAAAGGUUUUAGAGGUUCGUCCAGUGAUUGAUUGGAACAAAGGAAAAGCAGUUGAAUUUUUACUUGAGUCUCUGGGUUUAAGUGAACGAGAUGAUGUUCUUGCCAUUUACAUUGGAGAUGAUAAGACCGAUGAAGAUGCAUUCAAGGUGCUGCGAGAGAGCAGAGGAGGUUAUGGGAUUUUAGUUUCAUCAUCCAGAAAGCAAAGUAAUGCCUUCUAUUCUCUCCGGGAUCCAACUCAGGUAAUGAAAUUUCUGGAAAUGUUUGUGAAUUGGAAGAUGGAAGAAGAAAACAAGAACCAGGGAAAGAGGCAUUCGUUUUAACUUUUAACAACUCUGAAGAUUUGAAGUAUUCACCCUGGGCCCACCAUUUUUCUUUUCUUUUGUUUUUUUUUUUUUUUGUCACAGCGGUUAAUCUCAUUCAUCAUUUCAAUUUCUUCGUUUCUUAUUUAUUCCUCAUUAUUAUAUAUCAUA